UCCUGACAUCUCUACAUCGGCCACAUCUUUGCCCGUGGAUUAUAAAGCCUACUUCACUCAAGAAAGCACCCCGAGCCGAAAAAUCACUGCUGCUCCGCCACCAGAAGAGGACUCUUCAGCCUCUGCCCGAGAAGCUCCAGAGACCCAGACUCCACGUCUACCAUCAUCAACUUCAAAUAAGAUGGAGGGUCACGUGGCACGAUUUGCACUUCUUCUGUGCAUCACUGUUGCAGCCUCUGAAUCAAGUCCGAUGUGUGAUCCAAUGGAGGUCAAUGCCAACCCAUGGGUUUACAUGAGUGAGAUUCGAAUCGGCUGUUGGACCAGCUUCAUCAGAGAGGACAUGGCAGAGGUCCACAUCCUUAACCUGAACUUUGCCGCCUCGGAUUCCAAGAUGUUCUCUCUCCAGAUGACCAAUGCCAAGCCGAUGAACCUCAUCCUCACCUCCCCGGACACGGCCUACGGUCAUUACAUCCUCAACACCGACGUUAACGUUUAUAUUAACAAUGACUCCAAAGUCAUGCUUCAUGGUAAUCAACAUCAAAACAACAUCCACAAGCAAGACUUCCCGACUCACGAUGAGGAGCUGAUCAAGUGGGCAAUACAGAAGUUUGGGGGUGUGACUUCAUUCACCACGGUCAGGAAUCUGCAUACCAUGUCAUCGACGGGAACAAAAGGAACCAAACCUGGCUCUCGUUACUGCACACUCAAAAAUGAAGACACAACCGAGAAGCACUUCUUGAAGAUUGAAACGGCACCCCAGGCUUCUCUGUUCAAAUCGUGCUCCCCACAGCAACAGAGCCCCGAUGUUGACGCCGAGCUUCACAUCAUAAACAUCCCGGAGAAUUCCACCACUCGCAACGUCUCACUUCGAGUUGACACCAAGAAGACCAGCGUGUUCCUGAGAGGCCCUCAGGGCACCACAUGGACCAUCAUCAACCCGCAGCACACCCAGUUUGGUUCCAACAAUGACAUCCUGCUGUCCACAUUCACACACACAAUCCCACCGUUUGUUACAAUGGACAUCGACAAUGCAGAGGAUGUGCAAAGGAAGGCUUUAGAUUAUUUCAAAGCCAGUACGUUCACCAGCUACACUGAACUGAGACCAGAGGGCUCUAUGGUUUCACUGGUUCUUGGAAAAAAAGACAACUCUGCAGUCGGAGAAGCAGCACCAGCACCAGUCACCCCCAUCUCGACUAAUGCCCCUCAUCAGAUGCCUCUGCUGAUGCAGUUAUACACCUCCCCAGACUACCGUUCUCCCCUGGACCCGACCACCAAAGUGCAGAGUGACAAGAGAAUCUAUGCCGAGAUUUCAAUGCACACGAUAGGAAACAUCGUCUUGACCAUCAAGGUGAUCAGCUGCUUUGUGCACUCCAUGGGCUCAUGCCCUGUCGUCAAGGAGCUGCCCUUCAUGCCAGAGGCCUGCUCCUUGAAUUCUUGUCCCAACAGCACCCGACUCAGCUUCUCCUUGGAUCAGCUCCAAGAGCUGACGUCCACCACGUGGGACCUGGAAUGCGCCGUCAAACUUUGUCACAGUGAGAAAUGUGGAGAUGGAGGAAGAGUGAAGAGGAAUCUGGAGGUUACCCAGCCGUGUCUGCAACCACCAACCCCACCAUGCUUUGAUUUUGGCUUACCUGGCGUUCUGGGCAUUGCAUUUGGAGGGUUCCUGAUUGGAGUACUACUUAUUGGAGCACUGUGGUUUAUCAAGAUUAAAACAGGCUACCUAACUGGACUGGACAUUAGCUCAACUGCAGCAAAUCUACCUGGAUGUCCCUGUUCAGGAGCAAAACGACAACCUGUCUCCACCAACCCAUCUCCCUCUGAGAACAGCAGCGCCAACGCAAGCAUUGGAAGCACCCAAAGCACACCGACCAGCAGCAUGGCAUGAGAUCAUGGUAAUCUCCACCACCAGCAGAGCCACUGUCUCCCUUAAGUCACCUAUAUGGGUUUUGUGCUAUUGUUUUCUUUUAUAAUGCUUAUUAAGCAUUUCUCCCUCACCUGCCCCCUUCAAAUCCUCAUCUAUACCCACAACCCACAUCUUUGACUUACCAAGCCUAGAAUGGAUGUGAUCUGGGAGUUUGUAAUGGUGGAUCGGUGUGUGUGGGGGGGAUGCUGCAUGACGGAUGACAGAAGUCUAAUCAAUGGCUUCUCUGACGCUCACCUCUGCGGCCUCUCUGUAAAGUCAAAGCUCCUAGACAGGAAGUUAAAGAGGGCAAGAGAACAAAAAUUGGCUCCCAGCAACAGGAAAAACAAACCAUAUCCCCCAAGAACUAACAGGAAAUUCCCAGCAUUCCUUUCAAUGAAUUGUGCUUGUGUGAUGGCAAGCACAAUAUAAGUUAGACUUUGAAAAACAGAUGUGAAAUGGUUUUGCAUUCACAUCCAAGCUAUAACAAUACGAAAGGCUUUUGGCUAUGUCAGUCCAUAAAGUUACUAAUGUCUCUGAGACUGAAAUGCUCAGCGUGCUAGGAUCUAAAACCUGUUCAUAAAAUGCUCUUAAAGGAGUAUUUGUCUAAAUUGGAGUGCCAGGUCAAUAGUUAACAGCUACCUCCUAUUGUUUAGAAGUCUAGGGUUAAGUUUAAACUUAAUACUAGAUUUUACUGAUGAAGUGAUCUUACUUUCUGCCAAUUUCAAUUGUUGUUUCAUUUUGUGUCACUUUAGCUGUAUAUUGUAGUGGACCUCUGUCUCAUUUGUAGAUCUCGACAACAAAGUCACGGUGCCUUUUUCAUACAAUCCAAUAGCUGUAUCAGGGCCUUCAGAGAAUAUAUACAUUAUUUCCUAAUUACUCAACAUAAUCCUAAAUUAUAUUUAUGGCCCAAAGGACACAAUACAUAGUGAACCACUUAUAUGUAUGUGAACUUUAGUAAUGCACAGCAAAGCAUGCAGAGAUACACGGCUGUAUCCAGAGCUGAGUAAUGUUCCAUUAUGAGGACUUAAUACCAAAACUCAGCUCUCAUACAGCUCGGCCCACAGGGUGGAGUUUCCCCAAAAUAGUCGGUCUGGAGGUGGAAUUCCAGUACUUUUCCUUUGCUCAAUGCAUAUUAUAUAAUUGUGUCAUCGCAAUUAGUUGUAACCAUAAUUCUUGUGACCGUUUAUGUCAUGUUUGUAACCAUAAACAUAAAAACCGACAUAAACACAAAAACCCAACAUUUUACUAAAUAUAUCUCAUAAAAGUUUUGUCAGACAGAAUGGGGGAUUAUUCACUCCCCCUGAUGAACUAGAUGCCAAUGCUUAUGGUUUAUACACCGUGAUACUCUUCCAAUAUUUGAAGAUCAAGACUCUCAGAAGGUAUUAAGUGGAUAACCUGAUUUCUUAUUUUCAAUGACUUUGCAUGCAAUAUGUAGCCAGCCUCUAAGACGAGUGCACGGAAAGGGAAAUCCUCUGGGUCGAUGUAACCAAACUCCGAGAAACUUUUAUUCCUUGAGGGGGAACUUUUGGUACCACUAGGCUUUCACAAUGAACGUAACGUUUUACAUGUUUUCUUCCUUUCUCAGAAUACAAUGAAAUUUGAGCUUUGAGGCAAAUGUUUGUUUCAAAGGAACGGGCUACAAAACCUGAUUUCUAGGUGAAGAACUCAGAUAUGUGGGCUGUAUAGAGAUCACUUUGGUAUCUAUCGAUCUAUUUCAGUCGACUUUCAGUAUUGAGUUUAACACAUGCAAGCCCACUUCUCCCUCAUUUUACAAGUCACUUUCUCUGAAUACAGCCUUAUUGGACUCCAUAGUAUAAUCAAUAAUAACAAUAUAAGACUACAUUUUAUAUGCACAGUUUGCAACAAUACACGAGUCAUUCAGUUGUGCUUUAACCCCGUGAAGACUGCUUUCACAAUGUAACUCUAGCUUUAUUUCUAGCUGUCCCAUGACGCGCCUGAUGAUAUGGAAACUGUCAUUUGAGACGGGUGAAUUUCUCAUUCAAAUUAAUUUCUGCUCUCUCCAUUUGAUAGGCUGCAUCAGCCGCUGCAGUGCUAAUGCUAGACAGAAGCUGCGUAGAUGCAUAAUAACUCAUGAGGGCUACAAUUGUAGAGUGACGGUUGAUCCGUGAACCCACUAUUUGUUUCAAUGUACAAAUGUAAAUGUAAUUUCAUUUUCUAUUAUAUUUUGCCACUCUGUUACCUCUUAAAAACAUAUUCCCAUCACACGGCCUGUGGUGUAAGUAAGCAGUUUGUAUCCACAGUACAUAGCUUUGACACAAGCGCCACAUUCUUUAAAAUACAUUUGAAACAAUGACACUGAUUACUCUUCCAUGCAUAUAUAUAUAUAUUAAACAAUUAUAUAUGUAUAUAUAAAUAUAUAUUCCCACUCCCAAUCGUUAUUUGCCUUCUGAUUUUGUUAAAAUAAUUUAUUCACCUUCAAACCUUAAUCUCAAAAGUAUUCCAAAACGACUGUUUGUAAUUUCUCCUCAUUGAAUGUGAGCUACGUAGCCUCUCACCCCCCAAGCGAGCUCAAUGUGUGCGUGCAUGUACAAUCCUCUGUGCAUGCCGUAUUUUCUUUAUGUAUUUGUGUAGAGAACAAAGAGGGCCAGUACAAAUUGCCACUUGAGUAUUUGUGCAAUAUGAUGAGGUAUGAUCAACAUGUAGUUUUUUCUACCAUGUGUUUUUGUGCAAAUGUUGUAUGAUGUUCUUACUUUUAAUCUUUUUCUUAAGAGGAUUUUUUAAAUUUUUUUUUACAUAUUUGGAGAACUGGGACAAUUCCUAAUUAAGGCACUCAUCAAAUGCAUCCAUUUGUUUCGUAUUCUUUUUUUUUUUUUUCCUUCUCGUAUACAUUUUUUUGGUUUUGAUUACAAUGUAGUCACAGACCAGUACAUGUCACAUCACAUCUCAAAGACAGAAAGAUGUUGGUUUUUUUUAAUCCCCGUUUGACUUUUGCUCUCACCCUAAGAUUCCCCUACUGUCCAAAAACAUGGCAUAUCUCUUCCAAUACUGACAUCCUGACAUUGUAAUGCGUUCAUUGGGUGUGAUGGGGAAGUACAUUCUGAGACAGGAUGUCUCGCCACAGAGGAGCAUCUUCGUGAAAUAUUCAACACUCACGGGCUUGUAGAGUGCAGGGAACAUUCAGACUUAAAACAGUUCAAAUAUGGUGGUGAUUGAGAUUUUUUUAUCAUUUAAUUGUAAGAUCUUCUUUUAUUAAAUGUCAGGUAUUCUGUAGCUGUGUUAAACCAGUCACGGUGACUGACGGCUACUGUCUGAGCACUGACAGUAAAAUCAGACAGGCUGCCAGUUAAAUCACGUGUUAACCCUGCAGAUCCCUUCGUUACCUCUGACAACAGCUUCCUCAUACACAGUGAACACAAUAUGUGUGUGUGUGUGUGUGUGCACACAUGCAGAGUAUCUGUGUCUGUGUGUAGGUGUCCAAUAGACACUUUGCCUCCAUUUAUGUGAGUGGAUCCUUACUCCAAUCUCUUAACAAUGUCCAUAUUCUGAAUACUUACCAAAGAAGCUGAAGCCUUAAUGACAUGUCAGAAUGUCUGCUUUGAUUUAAUCAAGUAUAAAAUGCAGUGUUUCUUUUGUACCAUUUAAAAUGGGUCCAUUUCUUUAAAUAAUACUAAUCUGAUGUAAUUCUAAGAUGUCUCUGAAGAAAUAUAUGUUUUUUUCUGAAAUAAUCUUAAUAAAGUGAAUAUGACAAUU
This is a messenger RNA of Pseudoliparis swirei, 5614 nucleotides long. It is a transcript of the gene eng, whose product is annotated as endoglin. Lineage: Eukaryota; Metazoa; Chordata; Actinopteri; Perciformes; Liparidae. The transcript has 14 exons. Bases 182 to 1885 code for a protein of 567 amino acids. The record is from RefSeq and is a predicted model, not a curated record.